Onychostoma macrolepis is the source of this 3495-nucleotide messenger RNA. RefSeq names its product CD58 molecule (gene cd58). The transcript has 11 exons. Bases 241 to 2454 code for a protein of 737 amino acids. NCBI's taxonomy places the organism in Eukaryota, Metazoa, Chordata, Actinopteri, Cypriniformes, Cyprinidae. The record is from RefSeq and is a predicted model, not a curated record.
UUUAUAAAGGUGCGUUCCAUUCACCUUCUAGCUCCGCCUGUUUCAAAGGUCGCUCUAUACCUUUUGAUAUGUUUUCUUUUCUCACUGCCUCAAAACACUGUGAUAACUUUUUAAUGUUUACUUGUCCUGGUUUUUAGCCUCGACUGUCGAGAUUCAUGCAGCUAAUGUGUUUUACCUUUCAAAUCGCCAUUAAGUAGCCUAGCUCCUCUCCUCACCCAGAAGAAAAACUCUCGAGUGAAGAUGGCAGUUAUGAAGUUUUUGGUUUACGUUACAUGUUUCUUUUUGUCUCAAGAUUUAGUUUUUUGUGAUGACUAUGGCGAAAGUGGAAACAAGAUCACACUUACUCCAAGCAUCCGUGGAAAUCCUGAAGAAAUACUGUGGACACAUAAUGGCAACAAGGUUCUGGAAUAUGAUGGGAGUGAGGUUGCGAAAUAUGGCUCAUUUAAAGACCGUGUAGAUGUUGAUUUUGAAACAGGACAGCUCACAAUAAGAAAACUAAACAGCCAAGACAGUGGCAAAUAUCAGUCUGAAAUUUGGAUCAAUAGGAAGGUACAAAUCUCCAGGCAUACUUUGACAGUUUUGGAUGCUCUGCCGGAGCCUCAGGUGACCUGUGAACUGAAUGAGACUUCAAAUUUAAAAAAACUGUCCUGUUCUGUGGAAUCCCAGACUCGGCCAAGCUAUGAAUGGAGUGGACCUGAUAUAAAACACUCAGGACCAACACUUCUUGUUAAGGAACAGGAGGAAAACCGUAACUCCGUCUAUACCUGCACUGUGAAGAAUAAAGCUGGAAGCAGGACCACAGACUUUACUCUGCAAGACUGCGACACAGUUUGGUUUGCAGGUGGAGUAAGCCUUGCUGUGCUUGUUCCAGUCUUAAUCGUUAUACUGCUUCUCAUUAUUCUGCUCGCUGUGCUGGCAUUAUACCUCUAUAGACGUAAAAAACAAAAGUUAGGGAAGUCUGGACUGAAAACAAUGGACCUUGAAAAUGGUGAAUGCAAUAGCCUGUUGAGAAAUUUACCAAUGGAGGCUAUGCCAGGUUCAUUUGAAGCCACACUCCCUUGCCAUAUCAGACUUACUGCUCCAAAAGAAUCCAUUGCUGAUAAAAAAUGGGAUCAGGACAGUGAAUCGGAGAAUGCAGGUGAAACUUGCGAAGGACAAAAGCUUUUGAAGGAAAGUCCGCAAUCUGCUAUAACAGAAGAAAACAAAGACGACACAGGAAAUACAAAUGAAGGAGAACUAUACAAAAAUGAGAAAAACAGAGAAAAUGCAGAUGAAGAAGAAGAAAAUACUAACAGCAAAGCUGAUGAAACAGACACAGAAGUAGAGAGCCAGCACUCCUUACAAGCCCAGGAGGAAAUGGAGAAAAGUCAGAUACUGAAAAAUGAGAGUGAAGAUGAAGAGGAGUCACCUCAGGAGCAGAUUGAGACACUAGGAGAGCAGGACACUAAAGAUGCAGAGACAAAUGAGGACGACCAGAAACCUGAAGAGAAAAAAGAGAAGGAAGAGGAAAACAAAGAGACAGACAGCCUGAACACAGCUGAAGAAGAACUAGAAAAAAAUCAGAACAUCAGUGAAAAUGCAGAUGAAGCAGAAGAAAAUACUAACAGCAAAGCUGAUGAAACAGACACAGAAGUAGAGAGCCAGAACUCCUUACAAGCCCAAGAAGAAAUGGAGAAAAGUCAGAUACUGAAAAAUGAGAGUGAAGAUAAAGAGGAGUCACCUCAGGAGCAGAUUGAGACACUAGGAGAGCAGGACACUAAAGAUGCAGAGACAAAUGAGGACGACCAGAAACCUGAAGAGAAAAAAGAGAAGGAAGAGGAAAACGAAGAGAUAGACAGCCUGAACACAGUGGACACAGGAAAUGUAGCAGAACAACUACACAAAAACGACAAGAGCAGACUAAAUGAAAAUGGUGACCAGUCAAUUGAGCAGCAGAACAAGAGCCUAUGUACAUCUGUUAAUGAGAAUAACCAGAGGUCAGAAGGGGAAAAGGAGGAGGAAGAGAAAACUGAAAAGAAAAACCAUGAGGGGACAGGUAGACUACACACAGCUGAACCUUUUAAUCCACCUUUACAUAGUGAAGCUCCCAGUGAUCCCGUGGAUUCACCGUCUAACCUGUACAUCACUGUCCCAUCUUCAAACCUGAAUAUGGAAUUAGAAAAUAAACAAGCUGCAUUCUUCCCUCAAGAGGAAGAUGAUGAUGGUGAACAGACAGACAAGAGCAGUGAGUCAGAACACGGCAUGAAGGAGAAAAAGGAUGGUCCAGAAAUUAAAGAGACAAAAAAUAAACUUUUAAAAGAGUGUGACGUAAAGAACAGUGAUCCAGACAACACAAACAAUGAUGUAUCUGUGCCAGAGGACAAGAAAGCAGAAACUGAGACCAACAGCUUCUCGAAACAUGCAAUGAAGGAAGAUCAUAGUUCAGAAAUCAGAGAACAGUAUUUGAAUAAAUAGUGCUGUACAUAAUGUGAUAAAGUUUAUAGUGAGGAAGGUGAAAUGGGCUCAGUUUUAUCAGCUGUGAAAGAGGAAGAGAAAAUCUGUCAACUAGAGCCACAUGAAUGUUGUAGUGUCAGUUAAGAGACAGAAAACACUCAAGGCUGGAAAAGGAUAGUGAAGAGUGUGCUUGAACAAGGUGUGAAGUAAUAUUCAAAUAUUUUAGCAUAAAAAAUAGGGCUGUCAGUUUAUUAAUGUAGAACAAUUAAUGUAGUAAAAUUUAUUUUAUACAAUUGAUUGUACCACAUUAAGAAAAUUGACAUGUUUUUUUGUGUGUAUGUAAAUAUGCAUAAGUAGCAUAUCAUUAUGCCUUUGUAUAUAUAACACUUUCCAUGAAAUUUCUUUAAAGCUGUCUGUCUGCAUAUGUAUACAAACCAACUAUUAGAAAUAGGGUAGAUUGAACACAAAACACAAAAACACAUCCUUUGUGAAUGGCCACUUUAGGUAUAUUCAGACAGAUGGACAAACUCAAUUAGACAAUGGAUUGGUGUGGACUGUUGACCAGUAAAAUAAUUCAGCGGACAUAAACAAUAUUGACAGUCACUUUUGGUCUGUUCAGUGUAUCACUCAUCUGCCAUACCAAUGUGAUAUUUAGGCAGCAGACAGGUAGGCAGCUCACUAAGUUUUGGAACAGAGCCAGUGUCACAUUGAAAUGAAAACUGGAAGGCCAACAAAAAUAAUAGAAGGAGAGGAUGCUAAAGAAAUGAAGACUUUUUAAUACAUUGUGAUGCUAAAACUGUUGUAAAUGUUGUAUAUACCAGUGGAUUGUAUAUAAUCGUGUUAAUUGUUUAGCUAAAUAUUAGUCAUGAUUUAUUUACUACUUCUUUUUUUUUUUUUUUGCCAAAAUUAUAUCUGUAGCAUGAUAAAAUGACUCUAAUUUAGAACCUGUUGUCCUCAAAAGCAUAGGGCAGGUGGGAGGGUAGAGAUACAGUAUGUGCCAGUAUGUCACUUUGCUGCAUAUGUAACGUGUAUGUCUUCAUUUAUUAAACCCAGAAUCAACUA